Heterocephalus glaber (naked mole-rat) is the source of this 570-nucleotide messenger RNA. NCBI's taxonomy places the organism in Eukaryota, Metazoa, Chordata, Mammalia, Rodentia, Bathyergidae. The record is from RefSeq and is a predicted model, not a curated record.
AUGGCCCUCGGCAAUGCUGACAUACAAAAGCAGAUUAAGCACAUAAUGGCUUUUGUUGAACAAGAAGCCAAUGAGAAAGCAGAAGAAAUAGAUGCAAUGGCAGAAGAAGAGUUCAACAGUGAGAAAUGUCUUCAUGUGAAGACCCAAAGACUGAAGAUUAUGGAGUCCUACGAGAAGAAGGAAAAGCAGAUUGAGCAGCAGGAGAAAAUUCAGAUGUCCAACUUGAAGAAUCAAGUGAGGCUGAAAGUCCUUAGAGCAAGAGAUGACCUUAUCACGGGUUUGUACCAGCUGGUGGAUCCCCAAAUGAUUGUGCAUUGGAGGAAACUAAAUUUCUCUUUGGUAAAAGCUGUGGUGGGAAAAGCGAUCCUUAUGUACAAAAUCACCACCAACAAAGAUGCUGAUGUUCAAAUUGAUCAGGAGGCCUACCUGCCUGAGGACAUAGCUGGUGGAGUUGAGAUCUAUAAUGGGAAUUGUAAAAUAAAAGUUUCCAACACCCUGGAAAGGUGGCUGGAUCUCAUAGCCCAGCAGAUGAUGUCAGAGGUUCAGGAUCCUUGUUCAGUGCAAAUGUGA